Messenger RNA from Ctenopharyngodon idella (grass carp), 5779 nucleotides. Its product is annotated as high affinity choline transporter 1. Lineage: Eukaryota; Metazoa; Chordata; Actinopteri; Cypriniformes; Xenocyprididae. Gene Ontology annotation, cellular component: plasma membrane; axon; dendrite. Gene Ontology annotation, molecular function: choline:sodium symporter activity. The record is from RefSeq and is a predicted model, not a curated record. Gene Ontology annotation, biological process: choline transport; synaptic transmission, cholinergic; acetylcholine biosynthetic process.
AUAUAAAGCAGUUCUCCAGUGGGUUCGUGCUCUUCAGACGCGCGCAGCCUCCAGUGAUGAGCGCAGCUCCCGCAUCUCCACAGUGGUGAUUGACCCGUGCAGGGCUGACGGAUCGCGCGCACUGUAUGAUGGCCAUCCAUGUGGAAGGACUGCUGGCCAUCAUCAUCUUCUACCUGCUCAUCUUAGCUGUCGGGAUCUGGGCGGCCUGGAAGAACAAGAACUCUGGGAUCUCAGCAGGAACAGACCGCAGCGAAUCCAUCAUGGUCGGAGGAAGAGACAUCGGCCUGUUCGUGGGAGGAUUCACGAUGACCGCCACGUGGGUCGGCGGCGGCUACAUCAACGGCACGGCGGAGUCCGUGUAUCUUCCCGGCUCUGGCUUGGCUUGGGCUCAGGCUCCGUUCGGAUACGCUCUCAGUCUGGUCGUGGGCGGGCUGUUCUUCGCCAAGCCCAUGCGCUCCCGAGGAUACGUGACCAUGCUGGACCCGUUCCAGCAGCUGUACGGGAAGAGGAUGGGCGGCCUGCUCUUCAUCCCUGCUCUACUGGGAGAGAUGUUCUGGUCCGCGGCCAUCCUGUCAGCCCUGGGUGCGACGCUCAGCGUGAUCGUAGACAUCAACAUCAACAUGUCGGUCAUGAUCUCGGCCCUGAUCGCGGUCUUCUACACGCUGGUGGGAGGACUGUACUCUGUGGCGUACACCGAUGUCGUCCAGCUCUUCUGCAUUUUUCUAGGUUUGUGGAUCAGUGUGCCGUUCGCUCUGUCCAGUCCUGCUGUGUCCGACAUCAGUGUGACCGCCGUCACCGCAGUGUUUCAGCCUCCGUGGCUGGGCGAGAUCGACCCGUCCGACGGCUGGAUAUGGGCCGAUAACUUCUGCCUUCUCAUGCUGGGUGGGAUCCCGUGGCAGGUGUAUUUCCAGCGGGUUCUCUCGGCCUCCUCGGCUAGUUAUGCUCAAUUCCUGUCGUUCCUGGCCGCUUUCGGCUGUCUCGUCAUGGCCGUCCCUUCCGUCCUGAUCGGAGCCAUCGGAGCCUCCACAGACUGGAACCAGACGUCGUACGGACCGAUUCCUCCGGUGGAGAAGGACGAGUCGGACAUGAUUCUGCCCAUCGUGCUCCAGCACCUCUGCCCGUCUUUCGUCUCUUUCUUCGGUCUGGGCGCCGUCUCCGCCGCGGUCAUGUCGUCCGCCGACUCCUCCAUCCUCUCCGCUAGUUCCAUGUUCGCACGGAAUAUUUACCAGCUCGCUUUCCGUCAGUCGGCGUCGGACCGAGAGAUCGUGUGGGUGAUGAGGAUCACCAUCUUUGUGUUCGGAGCGCUGGCCACCACUAUGGCCCUGCUGACGGGCUCAGUGUACGGCCUGUGGUACCUGAGCUCAGACCUGGUGUACGUCAUCAUCUUCCCUCAGCUGCUCUGCGUGCUGUUCGUCAAGGGCACCAACACCUACGGGUCUGUGGCCGGGUACGUCUUCGGCCUGCUGCUGCGGGUCGGCGGAGGGGAGCCGUACCUCCGGCUGCCUCCGUUCAUCUACUAUCCCGGCUGGCAGCCGCGGGAGAAGCAGCACCGUCUGACGCAGGAGGUGGAGCGAUACGUGGAGCAGAGGUUCCCCUACAAGACGGUUUCCAUGCUCGCUUCGCUUCUGAGCAACGUCGCCUUCUCCUAUCUGGCCAAAUAUCUGUUUGAAAGUGGCACUCUCUCACCCAAGUAUGACUUCCUGGACGCGGUGGUUUCCAAACACAGCAAGGAGACGAUGGACAAGACGACGCUCGUCACCCACGACAACAUCCUUCUGUCAGAACUGGCCGCUGUGAAGCCGAGGCACGGAAGCUCUCUUGCGGGAACGUUCAUAAACACGGACGUCCUGAUGGACGAGGACACCGUCAGCCCAGACGCCAACAAUCAGCACCUGUAGAGAGACUACUGAAGACGAAAUCAGCACUCCCUGGACAGAAGAGGGGAAACUGUGCAAUAUUAGUGGAGACGGAACAAGUAGUGCAUUUAUCAUUAUGUGAUGUGACCUUUUGAUGGUAUGUAUGAAACAAGCUUACGUUUACUCCCUUUUUUCUGCUCAGAAUACAACUGUUAUAGAGCAAUACAAUUUUAAAAGUGUCAGCUACUGUAUUUAAUCUUGUUUUGAGGAAAUGGUUGAUGGUUACUCGUCCUCAUGUCUUGUAUUUGCGUACAGUGAAAGCAAAAACAGUGGCUGUCAGGCUCCAAACAUGAUAGAAAAGUAGUCAUCAUGACACACGCACUAUAUCCCAAGUUGAUCCUGCUUUAUAUUAGCUGUAUUUAAAGUGCCCCUUUUAUGCUUUUCCAGAUAUUCCUUUUCAUGUAGUGUGUAAAGCUGUUUGUGAAUGUAAAAGCUCUGCAAAGUUUCACAGAUAGAAGUGAGAAAAAAAAAGAAGUGAUUCUGAACGGAAACGAGUCGUCAGUAAUUCAGUCUCACUUCCUGCUGAACCUAUGUAGGUUUGAACUAAUUUGCAUAAUGCCCACCUCUGGUCUUGAUUGGCUGAACAGCAUCUCUUUGCCCCGCCCUCAAUCACUGUAGUUGUAUCUGAGACUGGAAGAGUUUGGUUCGUGUUGUUCAUGUCGAGAAGACGCUGUUUUCUGCUGCCAAAGCAAAUCCACUUUGAUGAGAUUGAAACAGUAAAACCGACACCAUCGUUACUUUUCGUAUCACUGUGAAUCAAGAGCUGAGAUUCAGAUAUGAUAAUGAGUGUUUGGUUUCUGACCAGUCACAGCAGAGCAGCUCUCAGAAAGGCGGGGUUUAGAGAGACCGAAUCCUUGAUCAAAGCGUUUCAGACACUGAGAGAAAAGAGCUGAUGCUGCAGUGGAUAUUAUGAGAAAAUUAAAGUGUUUUUGACCUUGAAUGAAUGUGAACCUGUUGUAGGAGAUGAGAAACAACAUUAGGAACCUCUUAAGUAGCAUCAUAGGAGCACUUUAACUACUAUGCAAUUACAUAAUAAAACUAAGCAUUUGAUCCACUGUUCUUAUUUAUACACGUUUUUCUGUGAAUCACAUUUGCUGCUAUUGAGGUUGAGAUUGGGUGAAGGUUUAACUGUGUGGUUACAUGAAGUAUAGUGCAAAAACAUGUAUUUACACUAAAAGUAUAUUGUCUAAGUAUAUAGACCCCUAAUAUAAAGUGGAUUUCACAUGUCUUCUGUCUUUGUUUGUUGAAGUCAAAGAUAUUGCAAGACUCUACUACUAAUCUUGUUUUUUACAUUUUUGGAGCUUGACAGCGUCUGUCUCUAUUUAACUUUCAUUGCAUAAAAAAUGAAAAUUUUAACAUUCUGUUUUAUUUACAUGAGGGCGAGUAAAUGAUGACAGCAUUUUUAAAUAUUGAUGGAUACUUUUCGUUAGUUAUUGUGGCUGAUUCAUUCUGUGAAUGAAUCAGAUGUUUGUGUGUGUGAAUGACCUGUGUCUGUGCUGCGUCUCUGUUAAUUACUUACAAAGCAUCAGCUUCACCACCUCAUUGCUGAGAAAUAUGUAGCUUUUAGUGAUAAAGUCACAGUGGCAGCCUUGACAACAGUAUGUAUAUAGAUAUAUAUAAAACUAAUGAAAAGUUUGAUUUAUGUACAGUAGUCUGCCAGCACGGCACAAGCUGAUAGGUCGUCUCACUGUAAUCUGUCAGCCAAUGAGCUUGAUUUAGUCUCGCUCCAGUGUUUGCUGAAGCUGCAGUGUGCUAUCAGGAUCUUCUCUCUGAAUGAUGGAUCAGUACGCGUGGACCUACACUGAAACCUGUUUGUAACUAGGUAAACCCUAGCUAAAGUGUUCAGACACUCAUAGCAGGUGAUUAUUUUGAAUAAACCAUAAGGCUAUAUCAGCCUAGUAACACAUAGCUACUAGGUUAUAUACUGUAUAGCUAUAUAUAAUAUAUUUUGUGUGAAUUCAAUCAGCAAUCCUGUCAUAUAUAUGUAUAUAUAUGUUUAUAUAUGUAUACACACAUACAUAUAGAUAGAUAGAUAUAUCUUUGGUCGGGACAGAUGUUUAAUACAUUUGGCUAUGAUAGGUACACAUAGAAAGUCAGUACAGUACCCAAGCACAAGUAUAGCUAGUAAACAUGCGGUUAAGAUGAGCAGCAGCCAUACACGAGUCUCGCUGCUUGACUUGCUUUGUUGGGGAUUUGUGUUUGUCUGUUUGUGCGGCUACAGCGUGUGUGUGUGUGUGUGUGUGUGUGUGUGUGUGUGUGUCUUAGCAGUAGCAAGUCUUUGUAUUCACUCAGCACAAGCAGAUCUAAUUGACCAAGGCCAGUUCUACUAAAGCCCUAUCCGGACGGGACUAGUGUUCAUAGUUCAUAGCUGUGAUGUGACUAAAAUAAUGGACUGGCCUGUCAGUAUUUACCUCUCAAACGUACAUAAUGCUUCAGUAGGACAUGCAUCAGUGUCAAGCAAUGAUCGUCCCACAGGUCUGCUUCAGACUGACUGAUAACUCAGUGAUAGACCAACGUUGAAUUACUGAGACUCGUUCACAUUUGCAGAAGGGUUCAUGUGUUAGGCUGAGGUGAAUUUUCUGGGUUUUUGCUAAAGUCCAAAUGCAAAGGUGUUUUUUUUUUCUUUUGGCCAAAACAGUGUUUUCUCGCCUGGUCUUCGAGCGCUCAGCUUGCGUCAUUCAUCAUGGCAACAUUUAAUAUCACUAUCAUAUAUGUGUAAUUUAAUUUCUCUCUGUUUAAAAAUUCUCCCUUAGGCAAAGAGGUCAUUCUCUCCCUUUAGAGAGUGUACAUACAAGACAACAAUAACAGGUGAUAGAAACAUGCAAUGUUUUGCGUUCUCUCUCAAAAAAUGCACAGAAGAUGUGAAAAAAAACCCAAUACUGACUUGUAAAGGUCAAUACUGACUUGUAAAGGCUCUUUCUGUAAUGUCUAAUCAAUGUUCUCAUCUGCCUCAGUAAAACAGUACCAUUGAGUCUUCAUUUAGGGGCUCUUCUCAGUGGCAUAUCAAUAUAAUGAAUUCUACUCAAGUCAGUCAAUUGACUGCUUUAGAAAACAGAAAUAGAGUAUUUUUGUCCGUUGGAUGGUGUUGUGGGAUACUGUGUGUGUUAAAGUGCGUUGAAGUUGCCUUGAUUUCUUUAUUUGACAGCCUAACCUGGCACCAUGUCAUGCGUCUGUAUCUGUUUAGACUUGAAUGUGAGUGUAUAUAUACUGUACAUGAUCUCAUACAUUGAGCAGCUUUAGUAAAUAUGAGUCAAACAGACAGUGGAAAAAGUGCUGAAAUGAAAAUGCUGUUUAUCUUUUUGGUCUUAACCACCAUAGUACAAUGCAUCGCUGGAGAAAGUAAUGGUGCGUAAAUCCCACAAAUUUAACCUUCAAUUAAACUUAAAUCACUGAAUGAAAAACAUAUUCUUAAAAAAAAAUUCCUUUUUUAUUCUAUAAUUUUACUUCAAUUAAAUGUUGGAUUCUCACACAUAUACUGUAUGAAAAACUAAGAGGAUAAACAGCACAUUUUCUCGUAUUUACCAAGGGUGUCAGUAUUAGUGUGUGUGUGUGAGAGAGAGAGAGAGAGAGAGAGAAAGUGUGUGUGUUAGAAUGUGUGUGAUAUUUCCAGUGCAGCUGUGUGUGAAGGAAGUAUCAUUUGUGUGACCUAUAAAUUAUUUCUUGUAUUUAUGUAUUUACCUAUUUAUCUGUUGUUGUAAAAAGUAUAUUUUUGUGUGGUAGAUGUAUAUAUAUGUCUGCUAUAUCUAGCAUAGCUGCUUCAGAACACAAGAUCAGAAGUUUAAUUUUUAAACCAGUUCUGGAGGAAAUAUUUAUUUAUUUAAUAAUGUGAUGAAUAUGUCAGCUAUAGGAAUUAAAUGACAUUG